AGCGGAACGGGCGGCGUGGCCGGCGUGGGAGGGAGGGAGGCAGAGAGCACAGGGAGCCUGCGCCCGGUGGAGCAUGCUCAAGGUCACGGCCAGAGUCCAGCCAGAGACCCCAGGGCGUCCGCCGCACACCCGCCGUCCCACGCGAAGACUUCCGACCUCCGGCCAGAUGAGUUCAUGCAGCCUGACGGGAUCAAGGAAGGCGGCCACCACGGAGUCAACAUUUUAAAUAGGGCCGAAGGGAGAAGCAAGAGCGCAGCCACCACCCCUGAGCCACCUGUGGCUCUGCUACCCACCAUUUCACUGUGAAGAGUCAGCUGCCUGGGCCGUGAGGUCACUGCCACCAUGAGUCUGGGUAUCAUGGAAGAGGAAGAUCUGGCUGAGUACUUCCGGCUGCAGUAUGGGGAGCGGCUGCUGCAGAUGCUCCAGAAACUCCCCAAUGUUCAGGGACAGUCGGAGUCCCCAUCCAUCCGGCUACUGGAGAAGAAAAAGGAGACGAAAAUCAUGCAUCAUAAUAUGCUGCAGAAGAAGAAGAUGUUUCAGCGCAGAAUGGAAGCCCUGAACCUGCGCUGGGAGGAACUGAGCGUUAAGGAAGCCCAGCUGAAGGCCCACAUCCAGAAGUUUGAGCAGUUCAUCCAGGAGAACGACCAGAAACGGAUCCGCGCCAUGAAGAAAGCCAACAAGGAACGAGAACUCAAGCGCCAGCACAUGCAGGAGCUGACCAAGGGCAAGCAGGAGAUGGUGGCGCUGCGGCUGGAGCACCAGCGGCUGAGCGCCAAGCUGCAGGGCUACUCCAUCUUCAACAAGUACCUAGAGAAGGUGGUGGAGAACUCCGAGUCCCUGUGGCCGUAG
Rhinopithecus roxellana (golden snub-nosed monkey) is the source of this 849-nucleotide messenger RNA. It is a transcript of the gene CCDC42, whose product is annotated as coiled-coil domain containing 42. The transcript is spliced from 6 exons. Gene Ontology annotation, biological process: spermatid development. The coding region runs from base 343 to 849 and encodes 168 amino acids. Lineage: Eukaryota; Metazoa; Chordata; Mammalia; Primates; Cercopithecidae. The record is from RefSeq and is a predicted model, not a curated record.